Molecule: messenger RNA, 701 nt
Organism: Equus caballus (horse)
Lineage: Eukaryota; Metazoa; Chordata; Mammalia; Perissodactyla; Equidae
Gene: H2AC13
Product: H2A clustered histone 13
Biological process (GO): heterochromatin formation
Cellular component (GO): nucleosome; chromatin
Molecular function (GO): DNA binding; protein heterodimerization activity; structural constituent of chromatin
Source: RefSeq, a predicted model, not a curated record
UCGUUUCAGUCAAUCCUGACAACAGCUGCUGCAUCCUUAACGAUGUCUGGACGAGGCAAGCAGGGCGGCAAAGCUCGCGCCAAGGCCAAGACCCGCUCUUCUCGGGCCGGGCUGCAGUUCCCCGUGGGCCGAGUGCACCGCCUGCUCCGCAAGGGCAACUACGCCGAGCGGGUCGGGGCCGGCGCGCCGGUGUACCUGGCGGCGGUGCUGGAGUACCUGACGGCCGAGAUCCUGGAGCUGGCGGGCAACGCGGCCCGCGACAACAAGAAGACGCGCAUCAUCCCGCGCCACCUGCAGCUGGCCAUCCGCAACGACGAGGAGCUCAACAAGCUGCUGGGCAAAGUCACUAUCGCUCAGGGUGGUGUCCUACCGAAUAUCCAGGCCGUGCUGCUGCCCAAGAAGACCGAGAGCCACCACAAGGCCAAGUAAAGACCAGCAUUGGAAGCAACUAAACCAAAGGCUCUUUUCAGAGCCACUUCUAUAAUCAUGAAAAAGGUGACACUGCGCUUCAGUUUUUUACUCACUACAACUUGUGAACAUCACUCACUCUUGCUAGUUAGGCUAAAGUCCUAGCUACUUUGAUCUUGUCCAUAAGUACUGGGAUCUAGCAGCCUUUACCAAGAAAGUAAGUUGAUGUUUGUGUUACAAGUAUAACUGCGAAGUCAUAGUUGAAUCUGCAGGAUCAAUAAAUUGACCCAAGA